AUGCUAGAUAUUGUCCAAUUCAUUGAAGAGAGGGGUGGUGAUCCGGAGGCUAUCCGCAAGUCUCAGAAGGCCAGAGGAGAUUCAGUCGAGAUUGUUGAUGAAAUUAUCUCUGAAUACAAAGACUGGGUGAAGAUUAGAUUCGAAUUGGAUGAGUUGAACAAGCAACAGAACAAGGUCCAGAAGGAGAUUGGAUUGAAGUUCAAAAAGAAGGAGGACCCCAAAGAACUACUGCAGAAGAAAGAGGAGAUUGUGAAGGCAAAGGAACAACUCAACUUGAAGGAACAGGAAGCUGACAGAAACCUCCGUUUCAAAGUAAAUCAAGUUGGUAAUAUUGUGCAUGAAUCUGUUCCUAUUUCAGACAACGAAGACAAUAACGAAUUGGUCAGAGACUGGGCUCCUGAAGGAACCAAUAUUAAAGAAGUCACCAACAUUGCUACCGCAACUGGUGCUCCUGCCAAGUUGUCACACCACGAAGUUUUGCUGCGUCUGGAUGGUUAUGAUCCAGAGCGUGGUGUUAAAAUCGUUGGUCACAGAGGUUACUUCUUACGAAACUACGGUGUCUUUUUGAACCAAGCUUUGAUCAAUUAUGGUCUGAGUUAUUUGGCACAAAAGGGUUAUCUCCCUUUGCAAGCUCCUGUUAUGAUGAACAAAGAUGUCAUGGCCAAGACAGCACAAUUAUCUCAAUUUGACGAAGAAUUAUACAAGGUUACCGAUGGUGACGAUGAAAAGUACCUGAUUGCUACAUCCGAGCAACCGAUCUCUGCAUAUCACUCUAAUGAGUGGUUUGAGAAGCCACAAGAACAACUGCCAAUUCGUUAUGCAGGUUUCUCUUCUUGUUUCCGUAGGGAGGCUGGCUCUCACGGUAAGGAUGCCUGGGGUAUCUUCAGAGUGCAUGCAUUUGAGAAGAUUGAACAAUUCUGUCUAACUGAGCCUGACAAGUCAUGGGAAGAGUUUGACCGUAUGAUUGGUGCCGCUGAAGGAUUUUACCAAUCCUUGGGUCUUCCAUACAGAGUUGUUGGUAUUGUCUCUGGUGAGUUGAACAAUGCUGCUGCUAAGAAAUAUGACUUGGAAGCCUGGUUCCCAUUCCAAAAAGAGUUCAAAGAAUUGGUUUCAUGUUCUAAUUGUACAGACUAUCAAUCCAGAAACUUGGAGAUCAGAUGUGGUAUUAAGUCUGUUACCCAAAAAGAGAAGAAAUAUGUUCACUGUUUGAACUCUACGUUAUGUGCCACAGAAAGAGCCCUGUGUUGUGUUUUAGAGAACUAUCAGACUGAGGAUGGACUGAAGGUGCCUGAAGUGCUGAGAAAAUACAUUCCAGGAGAACCCGAAUUCAUUCCUUUUGUCAAAGAAUUACCAAAGAACUCAACCUCUCAAAAGAAGAAAUAA
This is a messenger RNA of Komagataella phaffii GS115, 1383 nucleotides long. Its product is annotated as Cytosolic seryl-tRNA synthetase, class II aminoacyl-tRNA synthetase. Gene Ontology annotation, cellular component: cytosol. Gene Ontology annotation, molecular function: ATP binding; tRNA binding; serine-tRNA ligase activity. Gene Ontology annotation, biological process: seryl-tRNA aminoacylation. The transcript has a single exon. Bases 1 to 1383 code for a protein of 460 amino acids. Lineage: Eukaryota; Fungi; Ascomycota; Pichiomycetes; Pichiales; Pichiaceae. The record is from RefSeq and is a predicted model, not a curated record.